UACAUUCACCUUAAAUAUAUAAACAUAGACGCGUAACGACAUCAUUUAUCACGUCUUUUAGUUUCGUCCCAGGGUUUUCUCGGUGUAACACGUGUUAGCUUCUUGCUAACUAUGAAGAUGAAGAAACAACCAAACAUCCUGUUGACAGGAACACCUGGCGUUGGAAAAACAACCCUGGGAAAGGAGCUGGCUCAGCGGACAGGACUGACUUACGUUAACAUCGGUGAUCUGGCUAAAGAAGGAGAUCUGUAUGAUGGUUAUGAUGAGGAGUACAACUGCCCCAUUCUGGAUGAAGACCGGGUGGUGGAUGAGCUUGAAGACAAGAUGGCGCUUGGCGGAGUGAUUGUGGACUACCACGGCUGUGAUCUGUUCCCUGAGCGCUGGUUCCACAUUGUGUUUGUCCUGCGCACAGACAACACUCAGCUGUACACGCGUCUUGAGAACAGAGGCUACACCGGCAGGAAGCUGCAGGAAAAUGUGCAGUGUGAAAUCUUCCAGAGCAUCUACGAGGAGGCACGGGAGGCCUACAAAGAGGAGAUCGUUCACCAACUGCCCAGCAACACUCCCCAGGACAUGGACAACAACCUGGACCAGAUCCUGCAGUGGACUGAGCAGUGGAUCAAGGAGCACAACUAGCCUUAUGUAUGUCAAAUAUCUUUUCUACAUCAAGAAAUAAAUACCUACAAUAUCCAAA
Molecule: messenger RNA, 694 nt
Organism: Nerophis lumbriciformis (worm pipefish)
Lineage: Eukaryota; Metazoa; Chordata; Actinopteri; Syngnathiformes; Syngnathidae
Gene: ak6
Product: adenylate kinase 6
Cellular component (GO): nucleus; cytoplasm
Molecular function (GO): ATP binding; AMP kinase activity; ATP hydrolysis activity
Source: RefSeq, a predicted model, not a curated record